Molecule: messenger RNA, 3368 nt
Organism: Propithecus coquereli (Coquerel's sifaka)
Lineage: Eukaryota; Metazoa; Chordata; Mammalia; Primates; Indriidae
Gene: MERTK
Product: MER proto-oncogene, tyrosine kinase
Exons: 19
Coding region: 121-3117 (998 amino acids)
Biological process (GO): nervous system development; cell surface receptor protein tyrosine kinase signaling pathway; positive regulation of kinase activity
Cellular component (GO): signaling receptor complex
Molecular function (GO): protein binding; transmembrane receptor protein tyrosine kinase activity; ATP binding
Source: RefSeq, a predicted model, not a curated record
UUACUGCCCUGGCCGCCGGACUGGGGCGCUUCGCCGGCGCACUCGGCCGACGACAGGGCAGGUUCGGGGCGUCCCUCUAUCCCUCGGUCCGGAGAGAAUUUCCAGCUCUGCGGCCCCGGGAUGGGGUCGGCCCCUCCGCCGCUACUGCUGGGGCUCUUCCUCCCGGCGCUCUGGAGUAGAGCUAUCACUGAGGCGAGGGAAGAAACCAAGCCCCACCUGACAUUCCCACAACCUUUGCCAAGGAGCCUGCAAGAUGACCACACGCCACUUUCCUUUCCCCACACCAGCGGGCAGCAGCCUGCCUUGAUGUUUUCACCAACCCAGCCUGGAAGACCACAUGCUGGAAAUGCAGCCGUCACCCAGGUGACCUCUGCCGAGUCGAAGCUCCUCCCACCUAUUGCAUUUAAUCACACGGUUGGACACAUAGUACUUUCUGAACAUAAGGAUGUCAAAUUUAAUUGCUCAAUCAAUGUACCUAAUAGGUACCAGGACACCACAAUUUCUUGGUGGAAAGAUGGGAAGGAAUUGCUUGGGGCACAUCAUGCAGUUACACAGUUUUAUCCAGAUGAUGAAGUUACAGCAAUAAUCGCUUCCUUCAGUAUAACCAGUGUGCAGCGUUCAGACAAUGGAUCAUACAUCUGCAAGAUGAAAAUAAAUAAUCAAGAGAUCGUGUCUGACCCCAUCUACAUCGAGGUACAAGGACUUCCUCACUUUACCAAGCAGCCUGAGAGCAUGAAUGUCACCAGAAACACAGCCUUCAACCUCACCUGUCAGGCUGUGGGCCCACCUGAGCCGGUCAACAUUUUUUGGGUUCAAAACAGCAGCCGUGUUAAUGAACGGCCUGAAAAAUCCCCCUCAGUUCUAACUGUUCCUGGUCUGACGGAGAUGGCGGUCUUCAGUUGUGAGGCCCACAAUGACAAAGGGCUGACUGUGUCCAAGGGCGUGCAGGUGAACAUCAAAGCAAUCCCCUCCCCACCAACUGCAGUCUACGUCCACAACAGUACGGCACACAGCAUUCUGAUCUCCUGGGUCCCGGGUUUUGAUGGAUACUCCCCCUUCAGAAAUUGCAGCAUUCAGGUCAAGGAAGUCGAUCCGCUGAGUAAUGGCUCAGUCAUGAUUUUUAACACCUCUGCCUCACCGCAUCUGUACCCGAUCGAGCCGCUGCAAGCCUUGGCCAAUUACAGCAUCGGUGUUUCCUGCAUGAACGAAAUAGGCUGGUCCGCAGCGAGCCCUUGGAUUCUGGCCGGCACGACCGAAGGAGCGCCAUCAGCAGCACCUUUAAACGUCACUGUGUUUCUGAAUGAAUCUAGCAAUGAUGUGGACGUCAGAUGGUUGCAGCCUCCAAUUAAGCGCCAGGAUGGGGAGCUGGUGGGCUACCGGAUCUCUCACAUGUGGCACAGUAUGGGGACUUCCAAAGAGCUGUUUGAGGAAGUCGGCCACAAUGGCAGCCGUGCUCGGAUUUCUGUUCAAGUCCACAACGCCACGUGCACAGUGAGGAUUGCUGCCGUCACCAAAGGGGGAGUCGGGCCCUUCAGUGACCCAGUGCAGAUAUUUAUCCCCACACGCGGUUGGGUAGAUUAUGCCCCCUCGUCAACUCCAGCACCUGGCAACACAGAUCCUGUGCUCAUCAUCCUUGGCUGCUUUUGUGGAUUUAUUUUGAUUGGGUUGGUUUUAUAUAUCGCCCUGGCCAUUAGAAAAAGAGUCCAGGAGACAAAGUUUGGGAACGCAUUCACAGAGGAGGAUUCUGAAUUAGUCGUAAAUUAUAUAGCAAAGAAGUCCUUCUGUCGGCGAGCCAUCGAACUUACCUUACGGAGCUUGGGAGUCAGCGAGGAACUGCAAAAUAAACUAGAAGAUGUUGUGAUUGACAGGAAUCUUCUAAUUCUUGGAAAAAUUCUGGGCGAAGGAGAGUUUGGGUCUGUAAUGGAAGGAAAUCUUAAGCAGCAAGAUGGGACCUCUCAGAAAGUGGCGGUGAAGACCAUGAAAUUGGACAACUUUUCACAGCGGGAGAUCGAGGAGUUUCUCAGUGAGGCAGCGUGUAUGAAAGACUUCAGCCACCCAAAUGUCAUCCGACUUCUAGGCGUAUGUAUAGAAAUGAGCUCUCAAGGCAUCCCAAAGCCCAUGGUGAUUUUACCCUUCAUGAAAUAUGGGGACCUGCACACCUAUUUACUGUAUUCCCGAUUGGAGACAGGACCAAAGCAUAUUCCUCUGCAGACACUAUUGAAGUUCAUGGUGGACAUUGCCCUGGGAAUGGAGUAUCUCAGCAACAGGAAUUUUCUUCAUCGAGAUUUAGCUGCUCGUAACUGCAUGUUGCGAGAUGACAUGGCCGUCUGUGUUGCGGACUUUGGCCUCUCUAAGAAGAUUUACAGUGGCGAUUACUACCGCCAAGGCCGCAUCGCUAAGAUGCCUGUGAAAUGGAUUGCCAUCGAGAGUCUUGCAGACCGAGUCUACACAAGUAAAAGUGACGUGUGGGCAUUUGGCGUGACCAUGUGGGAAAUCGCCACGCGGGGAAUGACUCCCUAUCCCGGGGUGCAGAACCAUGAGAUGUAUGACUAUCUUCUCCACGGCCACAGGCUGAAGCAGCCCGAGGACUGCCUGGAUGAGCUGUAUGAAAUAAUGUACUCUUGCUGGAGAGCUGAUCCCUUGGACCGACCUACCUUUUCAGUGUUGAGGCUGCAGCUAGAAAAGCUCUUGGAAAGUUUGCCUGAUGUUCAGGACAAAGCAGAUAUCAUUUACAUCAACACGCCGUUGCUGGAGAGCUCUGAGGGCCUGGCCGAGGGCUCUGUGCUCCCUCCGCUGGACAUGAACAUUGACCCUGACUCUAUAAUCACCUCCUGCACGCCCAGUGCUGCCAUCAGCGUGGUCACAGCAGAAGUUCACGAGAACAGACCUCACGAAGGAAGGUACAUCCUGAAUGGGGGCAGUGAGGAGUGGGAAGAUCUGGCUUCUGCCACCGCUGCUGCAGUCACAGGUGAAAAGAACAGUGUUUUCCCGGAGGACAGACUUGUAAGGAAUGGGGUCUCCUGGUCCCUCUCUAGCACCCUGCCCUUGGGGAGUCCACUGUCAGAUGAACUUUUGUUUGCUGACGACUCCUCAGAAGGCUCAGAAGUCCUGAUGUGAGGAGAGCUGGGAGGAGACAUUUCAAAAUCAAAUCCAUUCUUCUGUUUAGGAGAACCCAAUUAGACCUGACGUUUUUGGUAUUUGUUUUCCUUACCAAGUAACCUCCAUGGCCCCAAAGCACCAGAUGAAUGUUGUUGAGUAAGUCGUCAUUAAAAAUACAUAAUAUAUAUUUAUUUAAAGAGAAAAAACAUAUAUGUAUAUGGUGGAAAGAGACAAGGAUAUUAUAUUUUAAUAAAAGAUGACUUAUUUCA